GAUUUUGAGCGAUCAAACCGGUGCUCGAGUUUUCAACGACAAAGAGAGAGGGAGAGAGGGUUUGUUAGGCAAAACCGAUUUGAUUGCAAAUUUUCAAAUGCUCCCUUGAUUUUGAUCUAAUUUGGUGUUCCAGAUUCUGGAUCGUUGCUUGAAAUUCAAAUAUAGUUGAGUUGAUUAGUAAGGAGGAGGAUGGUGCUGGUUUUAGCCUUGGGAGAUCUUCACAUCCCACAUAGGGCUGCUGAUCUUCCUGCAAAGUUUAAGUCUAUGCUUGUUCCUGGAAAGAUCCAACAUGUCAUCUGUACUGGUAACCUAUGCAUUAAAGAGGUUCAUGAUUACUUAAAGACUCUUUGUCCUGACUUGCAUAUUACUAGAGGUGAGUAUGACGAGGAUACACGUUACCCUGAGACUAAGACUCUAACGAUUGGUCAAUUUAAGCUUGGAUUAUGCCACGGCCACCAGGUUAUUCCAUGGGGUGACUUGGACUCAUUAGCUAUGCUUCAAAGGCAAUUGGAUGUAGACAUACUUGUGACUGGACACACCCAUCAGUUCACAGCUUACAAACAUGAAGCAGGAGUUGUAAUAAAUCCAGGAUCUGCUACUGGUGCCUACAGUAGCAUCACAUAUGAUGUUAACCCUAGCUUUGUUCUCAUGGACAUUGAUGCCCUGCGUGUUGUGGUCUACGUUUAUGAACUCAUUGAUGGAGAAGUCAAAGUUGACAAGAUUGAUUUCAAGAAGACAACAACACAGAGUGCUAAUUGAGUAGAA
Solanum stenotomum is the source of this 765-nucleotide messenger RNA. Its product is annotated as vacuolar protein sorting-associated protein 29. Lineage: Eukaryota; Viridiplantae; Streptophyta; Magnoliopsida; Solanales; Solanaceae. The coding region runs from base 190 to 759 and encodes 189 amino acids. Gene Ontology annotation, cellular component: retromer complex; endosome. The record is from RefSeq and is a predicted model, not a curated record. Gene Ontology annotation, biological process: retrograde transport, endosome to Golgi; intracellular protein transport. The transcript is spliced from 3 exons.